Molecule: messenger RNA, 1676 nt
Organism: Betta splendens (Siamese fighting fish)
Lineage: Eukaryota; Metazoa; Chordata; Actinopteri; Anabantiformes; Osphronemidae
Product: trace amine-associated receptor 13c-like
Exons: 2
Coding region: 1-978 (325 amino acids)
Biological process (GO): G protein-coupled receptor signaling pathway
Cellular component (GO): membrane
Molecular function (GO): trace-amine receptor activity
Source: RefSeq, a predicted model, not a curated record
AUGGAGCCGCUGGAAGACGCCGCUCUCUGCUUCCCACAGUUUAACACUUCUUGCAGGAAGUGGUCUCGUCCUCAGACGGAGGCCUUGCUCAUCUUCAGUCUGCAGUCGGCCGUCGCUCUCCUCACAGGGGUCCUCAACCUGCUGGUCAUCGUCUCCGUCUCCCACUUCAGGCAGCUCCACACCUCCACCAACCUGCUGGUCCUGUCUCUGGCCGUGGCAGACUUCCUCGUGGGUUCGCUGCAGAUGCCGAUAGAGAUCAUCCUCAGCCAGGGCUGCUGGCUCCUCAGCGACUUCCUGUGUUUGUUAAAUGCCUUCCUAAGUUACUUCCUAGUCAGUGUCUCUGUGGGGAACCUGGUUCUGAUAUCCGUGGACCGCUACGUGGCCAUUUGUGAGCCCAUGUUCUACUCCACCAAAGUGACUGUGGGCCGAGUCCAGCUCUGCGUGUGUCUGUGCUGGCUGUUUUCUGCCGUUCACAGCAGCUGGAUACUCAGAGACUUCAUUCAGCAACAGCACAGUUAUGAUUUCUGCUACGGAGAGCAGAUCGUCACCAUCACGUACGCUCAGGUGGCCGUGGACUUCAUGGUGACCUUUCUGGGCCCCUUUGUGGUCAUCUCGUGUCUGUACGUCAGGGUGUUUGUGGUGGCCGUGUCUCAGGCUCGCGCCGUGCGCUCUCAUCUUGCAGCUCUGCGCCGUUCAGAGGCCGUGAAGCCUAAGAAGUCGGAGCUGAAGGCGGCCCGGACGCUCGGCGUCGUGGUGCUCGUCUUCCUCUUGUGCUCAGCUCCAUAUUACUUCUCGUCUGUUUCCGCUGAAAAGAGUUCGACAGAGGCCACGUCCACUGUCAUUUGGCUGUUGUAUAGUAACUCCUGUCUGAAUCCUGUGAUAUACACAUUUUUUUACUCCUGGUUCAGAAAAGCCAUUAAACACAUUUUUACUCUUCAGAUUCUGCAGUCAGAGUCUCGUGAGGCCAAGUUACUGUAGAGCAACACUGUCAGGGAGGGAGUGAAACAGAUGAAGGUGGAAGAAGAAACAGAUGUUUAAUGUUACAUGUUGUUUGAGCUGUUGAUGUCCAGAAAAUUUAUACAAAACAACACAAAUGUCAGAUCUUCAGCUAUGUAACCAUCUGCGAUUAGAACAGACUUUAAUCAUACUCUCUAUUAAUUAUCUUAAUAAUAUUGAUCCAUUACAAAUCAUAGACUGAUGAUUUUGUCAACAUAAAUCUGCUGCUACAGUAAAUCUAUUUGUAUGUGUAAAUCCUCUGUCUUCAUGCAUCUUCUAAGUUCUAAUUUUACAAGCAGCUGAAUUCUGCAGCAGAAUCUGUUAUGAUAUGAGAAUUACAUAAAGUCUAGUUCUAUGUUAUCUAAUGUCUAAUUAGGGCAUUUGGCCGCUACUGGUCUCAAACAGUAACUUACAGACAGGUGUACGUUUAAGUUGCUGUGUGUUCUUUCCCCACUGGAGGGCGCCCCAGCCUUUCCUACGUUUUCUGUCCUAUGGGAGCUGAGUGCAUGUCUCACUAUUACUUUAAACCUUAAGUCUUUUUCUUUUCAAAACAUAAUGAUUUUAUCAAUAUUCACUUUGUUCUAUACUGUAUAGAUGACACAGCUGUAUAGGAAUGAAUGCACAGUGAUCUAUAUAGUGUAAAUCCCUGCAUUAUAUCCCAUAAAUCACGCUGCUCACUU